Messenger RNA from Kogia breviceps (pygmy sperm whale), 2090 nucleotides. The record is from RefSeq and is a predicted model, not a curated record. Lineage: Eukaryota; Metazoa; Chordata; Mammalia; Artiodactyla; Physeteridae.
UCUUGGUGAAAUAUGUCCAGGGUUUUUCAGCUAGAGCUGGAUUUCACCCUGGAAGCUACCAAGCUCUCCUGCACUUGAAUUUUCAACUUGAUUAAUCAGCUGGAGCCGUUUUGCGUAGGUAACAGGGACUUAGAGGGAAUUGUCUAGCAAGGUCUGAGGUAGGCACUGGAGCGCAAUUGUUUUAUUCUGCGGACGCUCACCAACAUUCCAAAGUGACGUAUAAAUCAGUUGCCUUGAGAGGAGCGCCAGACCCCUGGCUCUCCGGCGCCGAGAAGCCGGCGCGAGAUGAGAGACCCCAGAGCAUUCAUCAAAGCAGAAUCAGAAGCAACAGAACUGGAACCAGGAAAUUCAUAGCUUUUUGUUUUUGUCUCUAUCAAUUUGACAUCAUACAUGGCUACUGAUGGCAGUGAUCUUGUUACCUUGCGUCAGAAGCAGAGAAAGAAAACUAAAGGUUUUUUCACCAUGAGUCGGAGGAGGAUAUCAUGUAAAGACCUGGGGCACGCUGACUGCCAAGGGUGGCUAUGUAAGAAAAAGGAAAAAGGAACUUUCCUAGGCAACAAAUGGAAAAAGUUCUGGGUGGUCCUGAAGGGAUCAUCACUGUACUGGUACAGCAAUCAAAUGUCAGAGAAAGCUGAUGGAUUUAUCAACCUGCCUGAUUUCACGGUAGAGAGAGCAUCUGAAUGCAAGAAAAAGCAUGCUUUUAAGAUCAGCCAUCCACAGAUCAAGACCUUUUAUUUUGCAGCUGAGAAUGUGCAGGAAAUGAACCUGUGGUUAAACAAAUUUGGAUCAGCUGUAAUCCAUCUUGAAUCCACUAAAAGGGAUGAAGAAUGCUACAGUGAGAGUGAACAGGAAGAUCCCGAAAUAGCUGUCGAGACACGACCCCCUCAUUACUCUGCGGGGACUUUCUCUCCUUUGGCUGCCCAGCGGGCAUCUUCGUCUUCACCCAAAUUGAAUGAAACAUCGCGUUCUUUCUCUUCCAUGGAAAACAUAAAAAAGACACCCAGCAGUUUGUCUUCCCCCAUAUCUAGAGAAAGACAGUCCUGGAUAGACGUGGUUGACAGCCCGUCUGCCGCUGAAGACGUGGGACAGUCUGUGACAUGCGCUGUGCAGACCCGCUCACCUGCACCCUCGGAGGCAAACGGUCGCAGGGCCCUGGACACCAGCUUCGCCAUAUCAGAAAGUGGAGUUUUGAACUCUUUAUCCAGUGAUGACACUUCUUCAUUGAGUAGCAACCUAGAUCAUCUUACUGUCCCAGACAAGCCGGCUGGAUCAGAGAUGACGGAUAGAGAAGAGACAAGAGUGUCUGAAGAUGAUGAAAUGGAGAAGCUCUACAAAUCGUUAGAGCAAGCUAGUCUAUCUCCUCUUGGGGACCGGCGACCUUCAACCAAAAAGGAGUUGAGAAAGUCCUUUGUCAAGCGGUGCAAAAAUCCAUCCAUAAAUGAGAAGCUCCACAAAAUCCGAACUUUGAAUAGCACGUUAAAGUGUAAAGAACAUGACCUGGCCAUGAUUAACCAGCUGCUGGAUGAUCCGAAGCUGACAGCCAGAAAAUACAGGGAGUGGAAGGUGACGAACGCCCUGCUCAUCCAGGAUAUCUACCAGCAGCAGCAGCAGCAGGGGACCCCGACGUCUACCCCCGAGCGCUCCCUCCAGGGACUCGAGAAACCACCUUCCACUGCCUGCUUUGAAAAUUCUGUUUGAGAACGAGCCAGGAUGCUCUCCCCCCUCUCUUACCCCAAAGCAACUCUUCAAGAUGUUGUAGUAGCUUAACAUUUUUCCUUGUAAAGGAAAACUGAAAGCCAGUUCCUGGAAGCACCGGCUCCUCCUCUAGGGAUGCAACUGGGGUGAAGACAAACACUGAUGCUGCAUCGCCCGGUUUCAGUGCUUCCAUCCCAGCUGGAGGGGCGGAGUCCAGCUGAGCACAUGGUCUCUGUGUUCCUUCUGGGAGGCCCCGGCCAUGCUAAGUUCUAGGUGGGAUGUGGGAACUGUCAUCUCUGUUCGUUGCCCUCAAGAGAAGGACACCAUUCCAUGGACAAAAGAUCCCUUUGUACCAGGGACACUUAUUCAUAGACAUACUCUGUUUUCCAGAAGAA